CUGCUGGGAGAGGCUGGCCGGCGGCUCCUUCUGGGAGGGCGGGGGCCGGAUCCUGCCCCUUCGCCGCCGCCGCCUCGCCUCUCCCCGCCGCCCUCGCCAUGUCCGCCUUGGAGAAGCAGCUGCAGCUGGGCCGCCUGCCCCCUCGCCCGCCGGGACCCGCCGGGGGAAGCGGCCAGGCCCUCCCCAAGAUGCGCAUGGGGUACGCGAGGGGGAGAGAGAGGGGUGGGGUCGGGGUGGCGGGUGACGUCACGCGGGAGGGAGAUGACGUCACGCGGCGGGGGACCAGGGAGGUGGCGUGACGUCAUGCGGCUGGGGUGGGGAAGGGGGCGCCGAGUCCAGGAGGGGGCGUGGCUUUGGGGAGGAUGAAUGGGGCGGGGCGGGGUUUGCCCAGGGUUUAUUUAGGGGGUGGGUGGGGUGGGGGGAUUUUCCAGAACACGCGUGGGUGGGGAGUCUUUUUUGGGGAGAAUGAUUGUCUGCAAAAUGAAGGGGGACUCUGAAGGGGGGAGGAGGCCUCUUCUUUCAAUGGAAGCCUGGUGUGUGUGUCUGUCUCUUAACACACACACAUAUACAUUUAUAUGUAUACAUAUAUAUAUACGUAUGUGUGUGUGUGUGCAUGUAUGUAUGUAUAUAUAUAGAGAGAGAGUGGAUAAACGUGUAUAUAUGUGUUUAUGUGUAUCAUGGGGGUUUGACAUAACCCCACACUCCUCCAUUGUCCCCUGAGACAGACAGAUGCCAACAGCAAAUAGGGGUUAUGCGAUGUGUAAUAUGGGGGUGAGGGACGCGGGUGGCGCUGUGGGUUAAACCACAGAGCCUAGGACUUGCCGAUCAGAAGGUCGGCAGUUCGAAUCCCUGCGACGGGGUGAGCUCCCGUUGCUCGGUCCCUGCUCCUGCCCACCUAGCAGUUUGAAAGCACAUCAAAGUGCAAGUAGAUAAAUAGGUACCGCUCUGGCGGGAAGGUAAACGGCGUUUCCAUGCGCUGCUCUGGUUCUCCAGAAGCGGCUUAGUCAUGCUGUCCACAUGACCCGGAAGCUGUACGCAGGCUCCCUCGGACAAUAAAGUGAGAUGAGUGCGCAACCCCAGAGUCGUCCACAACUGGACCUAAUGGUCAGAGGUCCCUUUUCCUUUACAUAUAUACAAUGUGGAUAUGCGUGUAUAUAUGUAUGUGUGUAUCAUGGGGGUUUGCCAUAACCCCAGAGGCACACUCCUCCAUUGUCUCCUGAAACAGACAGAUCCCAACAGCAAAUAGGAGUUAUGUGAUGUGUAAUAUGGGGGGUGUGUGUUAUAUUAAUGAGGGGCCCAGUUCCAAAGGACAGGGCGGAAGUGUGUAAAAGUGCCUGCUUUGAAAGGGUGGAUAACAACAGUGUUCAUACGGUGUUUUCUGAAAUGCAUUGCGUGCAAAACAGCCCUGCAAGGUAGGCCACCCUAGUUCCCCACUUCCGCCCCCGCCCCCGUUGGCUGAGAGCGUACGAGAAAUAACCCUCACCCGCUCUACAAGGUUGGUUCAUGAGCACGACUGAAUUUAUGCAUUCAAGGAGGUGCUUUGGAGGCAGUAGUGCGCCCCGUAAAAAGCACUGCUCCUCGGUUGCAGACAUGGACAGAGGCCACCUGGGGAAUCCCAGGUUGACUGCUGCUUCUGGCCUUAUGCUGUGGGGUGUUGCAAUUUCUUCACCCUUACACAUAGGGUUUAAGGGGUCCUUUUUUUUGCCCGGUGAGAAAGGAUGGAGAAGGGGAUUCUCCUGGAAACUGAAGUCUGUCGUUUGUGAUGUGAAAGCUUAAUGCGCUUCUCUCUUCGUUGUAAAAAGGUAAAGGGUAAAGGGACCAUUAGGUCCAGUUGUGGCCGACUCUGGGGUUGCGGCGCUCAUCUCGCUUUAUUGGCCGAGGGAGCCGGCGUACAGCUUCUGGGUCAUGUGGCCAGCAUGACUAAGCCGCUUUCUGGCAAACCAGAGCAGCGCACGGAAAUGCCGUUUACCUUCCCGCCGGAGCGGUACCUAUUUAUCUACUUGCACUUUGUGCUUUUGAACUGCUAGGUUGGCAGGAGGUGGGACCGAGCAACGGGAGCUCACCCCGUCGCGGGGAUUCGAACCUCCGACCUUCUGAUCGGCAAGUCCUAGGCUCUGUGGUUUAACCCACAGCGCCACCCACGUCCCGUCAUUGUAUGUGUUGUAAAAAUCACAUUGCAAUAGGGGUAACCUCAAGGCAGCAACCAGCUCAGAGAAUUGGGGGGGGGGGAGGGGGUUUGUGCCUGAUCCUGAGCCGGGUGCAUGAGAUUCCAUCAGAGGUAGGUGAUGUUCAUCCAGCGCAAGCAAUGCAUGUGGGCUGUGAUGGAUGGCGGGGUGUGCCGUUUGCAAAAAGGAGGGACCUGAAUCCUACUUUCAAAGAGGUGGUGUUUGGGGGAAGGAGAGGACGGUGUUACCAUAUUGUGGCGCUUGCUGGCCAUUUGCCAGGGAAGGCUGGGUGGGGAAUCGCUGAAGGAAACCUGCUGUGCAUGGAAGAUGCAAAGCGACAGCGGAAGGCGUCUCUCGGGGAGGGGCCGUCGCUCGCUGCUCGAACACACCAUUUGCACGCAGGAAGUCCCAGGUCCACUCCCCAGUGAAAGCAAUAAAAAAACAACAACACUGGCAGCGGAGCCAGCCGAGAUCUCCGCCCGAGACUUUGCGGUGAGAACAGCUAAUCAGCCUGGACCAGCCUUCCCCUAGUCUUCAUGUUCUCCAGAUGUUUUCGACGCUUCACUCCCAGCAGCCUUGUCGGAGUCCAAAUCAUCUGGAGGGCACCAGGUUGGGGAAGCUUGCUCUGCACCACAUCUGGCUAUGCUUCUGGCAGAUCUGAGCAGCUUUUCGGAGGAAGGAGGCCACCUUGAGCUAAUAAUCUCAGCUUCUGUCUGCACGGUAAAAAUAAUGCUUGAGGCGAGACUGUUUUGGUGUUGCUGUAGGGAAGAAAUUAGGCAAGCGCCACUUUCCUGGCUGGAGUAGUUUCAGGUGAAGCUUCGGAAUACAGUCAUACCUCGGGUUACAGACGCUUCAGGCUGCGUUUUUUCGGGUUACGGACCCGCUGAAACCCGGAAGUACCGGAACAGGUUACUUCUGGGUUUCGCUGGUCGCACAUGCACAGAAGCGCUAAAUAGUGCUUUGCACAUGUGCAGAAGCACCGAAUCUCAUCCUGCGCAUGGCAGAGGCGCCUCUGCGGUUUGCGAACGCUGCGGGUUGUGAAUGUGCAUCCAGCACGGAUCACGUUCGCAACCCGAGCGCCCACUGUACAGUGGUACCUCGGGUUACAUACGCUUCAGGUUACAGACUCCGCUCACCCAGAAAUAGUUCUUCAGGUUAAGAACUUUGCUUCAGAAUGAGAACAGAAAUUGUGCUCCGGCGGCGCGGCAGCAGCAGGAGGCCCCAUUAGCUAAAGUGGUGCUUCAGGUUAAGAACAGUUUCAGGUUAAGAACGGACCUCCGGAACAAAUUAAGUACUUAACCUGAGGUACCACUGUAUCUGGUUGUGAGAGAAGGAGAUUUAGCCCCCAAACCUGUGUCCCUAUAAUCUCAUGGAACACCUUAUUUGUAUGGAAUGUGUUUGGCCUUCUCAGCCUCUGAUGCAUCCCACCAGCAGGGGAGAGGGCUCUUGUGUUCGAAUCCUGCUUGCAGGUUUCCCACAGGCAUCUGGUUGGCCGCCGUGGGAACAGGAUGCUGGACUAGAUGGGCCAUUGGUCAGAUCCAGCAUGUUGUUCUUAUGUACCCCCAACUCCCAUCAACCUAAGUCAGCAUGGAUAGCAGCCAGGGAUGAUGGGAGUUGUAGUCUGGCAACAUCUGGAAGGCUGCAGGUUGCUGGAUGUAGAUCAGGCAUAGGCGACCUCAUCCCUCCAGGUGUUUUGGGACUACAACUCCCAUGAUCCCUGGCUAACAGGACCAGUGGUCAGGGGUGAUGGGAAUUGUAGUCCCAAAACAUCUGGAGGGCCGAGGUUGCCUAUGCCUGAUGUAGAUCUUGUUGUUGUUGUUGUUUAGUCAUUCAGUCGUGUCCAACUCUUCGUCACCCCCUGGACCAGAGCACGCCAGGCACUCCUGUCUUCCACUGCCUCCUGCAGUUCGGUCAAACUCAUGCUGGUAGCUUCGAGAACACUGUCCAACCAUCUUGUCCUCUGUCGUCCCCUUGUCCUUGUGCCCUCCAUCUUUCCCAGCAUCAGGGUCUUUUCCAGGGAGCCUCAGCUUCAGGACCUGUCCUUCCAGUGAGCACUCAGGGCUGAUUUCCUUAAGAAUGGAGAGGUUUGAUCUUCUUGCAGUCCAUGGGACUCUUAAGAGUCUCCUCCAGCACCAGAAUUCAAAAGCAUCCAUUCUUCGGCGAUCAGCCUUCUUUAGGGUCCAGCUCUCACUUCCAUGUAGAUCUUAGUCUUCGUUAUAUUAAGUCCCAGGAUGAUUGUGAAAUGUCUGUGUGCCAGCCUGUGAUAUUACUUCUGUUGCCUGACUCCACCAUCCAUAAGUAUAGAUUUCUAAAGCUUUCUUUAGUAAAUAAAUGAAAUGUUGAGUUGCUGGCAAAAGAUGUGUUGUGAUGAAGCCUGGAUUAUUUUGUGGUACCCCAGGGGAAUCCAAUCUGUAAUGAAAGGAAUGGCCGUAACUUUCUUCUCCUUCUUUUAAAUUGCAAGAACGAGGCUGUCGUUGCACAUAAAGGGCCUUCCUGCACACAGCAAAAUACUUCUUAAGCCACCCAGGUGCAAUAUUUAAGCGUCGUGUCUCUGUUUUCCAGGCCUGGAAGGAAGCGCGAUUAUUCUGCUGUCCCGUGGAGCCAGUACUUCGAGUCCAUGGAGGAUGUUGUGGUUGAGAGCGACUCUGGCAAGGAUAUAUCCUUUUCCCCUCCUUUGUUAAAAAAAAUGCCUGAUUUAUAGGGUCCUCUGUUGCGCACGUAGCUGUAAGGCCACCUGUUUAGAAGCUGCCACCCUCCACUCAGUGUGGCUCCCGGCAGAUGGCCUUGGGUGGUGAUGUUUGCAAAAUGUUUCCCUGACUGAGCUCGCUUUGAGUGGCACUGAACCGAUUCAGUGCUGCCAAAGGACGUUGCCAAAGUCUUCUGGGCGUAAAAAAAUAAAAUAAUGUCCUGUUGACUGAGUGACGAUGUGUUCCUGGGAGGUGCAGGCGAUGUUGCAGCUUGCAUCUUAACUCGGAGGUCUUUCUCUUUUUAUUUUGAGAAGGUUACAAUGUCCUUAACUGUUCAUACACUUUUCGAAUUUACAAGAGUGGGUCCGAGGGUCCCGUCUUACUCCUUCUACACGGUGGAGGCCAUUCUGCCCUUUCCUGGGCUGUGUUUACCGUAAGUGAACAGCUGAUUGCACGUCUUUUCCUUUGGUUAAUAUUUCGUUGUUUACGGAGCCCCGUCUGCAUGCGAGGCGCCUUUACAGAAUAAACCCGGAAAACGUCCUUCGGGAUGAGAAUCCAUGUUGCGGCUUGAUGGCCGCAAGCAAAUGCGUUGUGGCUUUCCAGCACAAUUGCUGCCUUGUUUUUAAAGGCUAUGACGGAGAGCAGGGCACCUGCUGUGAGUGGAGAAGAGAAAACCAUACAUCGUAAAGACACCACAGUCUCCACUAACCUUUAUUCCAAGGAGGCAAGAUUGUUGAACCCCCUGGAAUCUUACCACUCUUGUGUUGGUGUGUAACACUAUACAGAGACACACACAUGAACCCCUCUCCGUCCAGGCAAGCAUAGAGGUAUUAUUGCGCUUCCAGGAGCCUUCUAGUCAAGCAGGAGCACAGAAUCCCACCCUUUUAACUCUGCGCUGCAUGAAACAGACUUUUCUUCAGUUUCUCCUGCAUCUACCAAUAUUGAGCUUCGUGGUGAGGGGCAUAUUUUUUCUGACUAAGCACCGGGAAGAACUUUGUGACGGCAACAGCCGUUUGAUAGAGGAAAAGGCCCCCUCAGAAGGCGGCAGGCUCUCCUUCGUUGGUGGUCUAAUAAUAAUAAUAAUACAGUGGUGCCUCGCAAGACGGAAAACCCACUAGACGAAAGGGUUUUCCGUUUUGGAGGUGCUUCGCAAAACGAAUUUCCUAUGUGCUUGCUUCGCAAGACGAAAAUGUCUUGCGAGUUCCUGCGGGGUUUUUUUCCUUUUCCCCCCCUUUUUCCCAAGCCGCUAAGCCACUUAUCAGCUGAUCUUUAAGCCGCUUAACAGCUGAUGGCUAAGCCGCUUAUCAGCUGAUCUUUAAGCCGCUUAACAGCUGAUGCUAAGCCGCUUAUCAGCUGAUCGUUAAGCCGCUUAUCAGCUGAUCUUUAAGCCGGCUAAGCCGCUAAUACUGUAGCGCUAAGCCGCUAAACCUCUAAUGGGCUUGCUUCGCAAGACGAAAAAACCCGCAAGACGAAGAGACUCCCGGAACGGAUUCUUUUCGUCUUGCGAGGCACCACUGUAAUAAUAAUAAUAAUAAUAAUAUAUUAUUUGUACCCGUCCUCAUCUGGCUGGGUAUUCCCAGCCACUCUGGGCAGCCUCCAACAGAAGGCCAAAAAUGCACUAAAACAUCAGCCAUUAAAAGCUUCCCAAAACAGGGCUGCCUUCAGAUGUCUUCUGAAUGUCAUAUAUUUGAAUUGAAUUUAUUACAGUCCCAGGCCAGACUCACAUACCGUACUAAACAAAUCAGAAACACAGUACUGUAAAAUUAAGUUUAAAUUAACGAUCAAUAUAAUGAUAAACAAUACAAUAACGGCAGUGGUUAAAACGUCAUAUGGUUGUUUAUUUCUUUGACAUCUGAUGGGGGGACGUUCCACAGGGUGGGCGCCACUACCAAGAAGGCCCUCUGCCUGGUUCCCUGUAACUUGGCUUCUCACAAUGAGGGAACCGCCAGAAGACCCUCAGAGCCGGACCUCCGUGUCCGGGCUGAACGAUGGGGGUGAAGACGCUCCUUCAGCUAUACUGGGCCGAGGCCGUUUAGGGCUUUAAAGGUCAGCACCAACACUUUGAAUUGUGCUCAGAAACGUACUGGGAGCCAGUGUAGGUCUUUCAAGACCGGUGUUAUGUGGUCUCAGCUGCAACCCCCAGUCACCGGUAGCUGCAGUUUCCGAGCUAGCUUCAAAGGUAUCCCCAUGUAGACCGCGUUGCAGUAGACCAAGCAGGAGGUAACAGAGAUUCGGUGAUCACCUUUCAGGGAUUCUGCAGCUGUGAUUCCUGCAUUGCAGCGGGUUGGACUAGAUGACUCUAGCAACCCCUUCUUCCAACUCUACAAUUCUAUAAGCUGCUGUUGCUGCCAGUUAAGCUAUCCCUGUUUCCCCCCCCUAACCUAGUGUCCUCAUUUGUUUUUUGACUACAACUCCCAUCAGCUCCAGCCAGAAGGGUCCCAGGUCUGGGAAGUCUAGGGUACUUGGACCAAUGGCCUCACUCUCCCCUGUAUCUCCUAGCAGAGCUAGGGGAGACUUGUCCUAAACUCUGGACAGCUGCUGCCAGCCAGGGUUGGCAAUACAGCUCUCAAUGGAACAAUGACCUGACUUGGUUGCAGGCGGCUUCCUGUUUGCUUGGACCACUGAUGGAAGCAGAACACUGCAUGGGAAAUCCGAUUCAGCAUGGCAUCCGAACUGGCUGAAGGCAGCAACCCUGUGUCCACUUUACCUGGGUAGCAAGCCACGAGAUUUUCGUCUGAGCAGACAUGCCCAGGUUUUCGCUGCUACCGACUUGCAGAAAUUCCCUCAACCCAGCCCCUGUUUGUCCUUCCUUGGAUUCCAGCAGCCCAGUAAAUUAAAAUAAGGGGAACCUGGAUCCUUCCAGGGGCCGUUGGACUCCAACUCCCAUCAGCCCCAGCCAACAUGGCCUGUGGGAUGAUGGGAGUUGGAGUUCCGCUACAUCCACAGGGCCACAGGCUCCCCAUCCCUGGCUUAAAAGUUGGAGAGCAUAAUGGUUUCCGCUGUUGCAGGCAUCCCUUCUCUCCUUGGCUCUUGGGAGCCUUUUCAACAGGCAUUCUCCGCCGCUGCCGGGUGCGCCUGGUUUUUUGCCACCCAGUCGAUUUUCCUGGAACAAAAGGCCUAUUUUUAAAACCCGCCUUGGAGCCUCAAUGCCGCUUAAUCACUGCAAUUCCAAAAAUAUGUUAUUUAGGUGGCAGGAACAAAUCACGAAGCGUCAUCGUCUUUGCAGCAGGGCUCUUAUUUUUCAUAAGUGUGCCUGGUGCAAAUCCCACCCCACCCUAAAACAGACUGGAGCUUUUUCCCUAUUUCCACCCUUCCGACUGAGAGUUCACACAUCUCCCCACCCAGUGCAAAGGAAACUUGGAUCACCUCCUAAAUCCGGGCUGCGGAUGGUCCAGGAAUCAGCCUGUUUUUACAUGAGUAGAAUGUGUCCUUUUAUUUAAAUUAAUCUCUGCUUGGUGUUUUUACAUGAGUAGAAUGUGUGCUUUUAUUUAAAAUGGGUUAUUUGUGGGGCAUAGGAAUUCGUUCAUAUUGCCCCCCCCCCCCACAAAAAAAAUAUAGUCCGGCCCCCCACAAGGUCUGAGGGACAGUGGAUCGGCCCCCUGCUGAAAAAGUUUGCUGACCCCUGACAUUUUGUCGUGCCUACUUGUUUCCAAAAUCUGUUAAAUUUGUUGGCGUUUUCUCAUGAAGAUUUAACACUAUGUAAUUGCAUGGAUGGUUUUUUUUAAAAAAAAAAUUGUUAAGCAGUACAUAUUGUUAAAAUACAGUGGUACCUCAGGUUACAUACGCUUCAGGUUACAUACGCUUCAGGUUACAGACUCCGCUAACCCAGAAAUAGUGCUUCAGGUUAAGAACUUUGCUUCAGGAUGAGAACAGAAAUCGUGCUCCGGCGGCGCGGCAGCAGCGGGAGGCCCCAUUAGCUAAAGUGGUGUUUCAGGUUAAGAACAGUUUCAGGUUAAGUGUGGACCUCCGGAAGGAAUUAAGUACUUAACCCAAGGUACCACUGUAAGUAAAAUAAAUGUUAAGACCUUCACACCAGGAGCUUUAAAUUUACUGGCGUUGCAUUGGAGCCGCAGACUGUGGCAUUUCCAGUAUGGCGUAUUGGUGAGAGUGUCAGAUUCGAACCUGGGAGAGACCAGGGUUCAAAUCCCCAUUUGGCCGUGAAGCUCACUGGGGGGGGGGCGGGGGCCGGACCUUAGAACGGUUCCCUGCCUCUCGGCCUACCUACCUCACCGGGUUGUUGUGGGUAUUAAAUGAGGAGGGGGAGAAGACCUACGUAUGCCACCUUGGGGAGGAAAUGGUCAUGAACAAAAUUUAUUCACCACAGAAUUCGGUUUCGGAAGCACCUCGGCUUUCGGAUUAAAUUUUUCACCAGGUUUCUAGCCCACCUAAUCCCGGCUGAACCUGUUGAAAUCUCUGAAGGCGGGGGGGGGGGGGCUGGGUGGCGUCUGUAGCACUCCAAGAGCCGUGCUUUUGUACAGUCAUACCUUGGGAUGAAUACUCUUCAGGUUAAGCAUUUUCGGGUUGCGCUCCCCGGCGACCCGGAAGUAACGGAACGUGUUACUUCCAGGUUUCGCUGCAUGCGCAGACGCUCAAAAUGAUGUCAUGCGCAGAAGCAGCGAAACGCGACCCACGCAUGCGCAGCCGCGUGUUACGUUCGCUUCUGGAUGCGAAUGGGGCUCUGGAACAGAUCCCGUUCACAUCCAGAGGUACCACUGUAUUCCCCCUUUUUUUUACUGCUCCCCCUGAUUAGCGAGAGCAGCUAAAAAACAAUACCAGGCAGUUAAAACCUGCAGAAUAAAUUAUUCUAAAGUGGAGGUGACACGCAUUGCAGGGGGUUGGACAAUUCUACAAUUCUAUGACUCAUGUUUACUUCUGCUUGGGUCUGCAGAAUUCAUUUUUUUCCUGCUCUGAGGAUGUGGGUCACCUUGUCCCGAUUUCAGCCUUUUCUUCUUUAAGUGGGUCGCCUUGUCCCCAUUGCACAGCCCCCUUCCACUACUUAAAAGACCAGAGGCCCCUCCGAGAGACUUGGCCUUCUCCCAGUCCCACUGUUUCCCCACUCUCUCUCCCAACCCACUUAGCUUCAUUCAUAUUCCUGGUGGGCCUCCUUGCUACUUUACGCUGCUCCAAGCUGCCUGCCCUCUUUGUCAAUGGGACCAGAGCGCUCCCUCUGGCCGGCAGCCCCUUCCCUUCCCAGCGGGCUUUCCAAACUGGCCGCAUCGCAAACAGUUGUCACGCAAUGUUCGUUCCUCACCUCGGCCGUCCAGAUGUUUUUGGCCUACAACUUCCAUGAUCCCUAGCUAGCAGGACCAGUGGUCAGAGAUGAUGGGAAUUGUAGUCUCAAAAAUAUCUGGAGUGCCAAGGUUGAGGAAGCCUGAUCUAGACCAACCCCCUGCAAUUCAGGGAUAUGUGUGUGUACUUUUACUUACAUUUUCACUGUUUAUGGUCACCUUAAUGCCUGAUCUUUUUAUAAUCAUUAUUUUUUAGUGGAUAUGUAGUUCAUAUUGUUCUAUAUAUAAAUAAAAUAAAUUUUUCUGUUUUUCAAUCUAAAAUAUUCAUUUUAGCAACCUUAAAAUUUCAAUUCUUCCCUUCUUCUCUUUCCAUGGUUCAUUUUGCAUAACAUAAAUCCCUGCAUAUUUUAUAUAAACCUUUCAGUAUUCCAUUAUUACAUCCAUCAAAACUUAUUUACACUGUUGAAUUUAUCUUAAUGCUGCCAGCAUUUUCAGGUGUACACAAUUCCCCCCAUAUAUUCAAUAAACGUUUUCCAGUCUUCUCUAGAUGUAUGUUCUUUUAUUCUGUAUGUCAGGUCUGCAAGCUACACAUAUUCCAUCAGUUUAAGUUGCCAUUCGUCUUUGGUUGGGACCUCUCUCAUUUUACAGUUUGGGGCUAACAAAACACAGAUCACAACAGUGGCAUACAUUAAUAUCCUUUUUUGACACCUGGGAAUUUCCACCUGAAUUAUCCUCAAAAGAAAGGACUCUGGUUUCUUUGGAAAAGUGCUUUUUAAACAUUUCCCCCCUCAAUUCAUUAUAAAUUAUUUCCCAAUAGUUCAUAUUGUACUUUUGUAAACGCCUUACAAGUAUGGGUGAUUAAGCCGUGUAUAAGCCCUGUUAAAUAAAACAGAUAAAUGAAAUCUUUUCCUUCCUUGCAGUCUGCCAUCAUCAGCCGUGUCCAGUGCCGGAUCGUGGCUUUGGAUCUGAGAGGACAUGGUAAGGAAUCCUUUCAGAAAUAAGAAGCGACUCUUUUUUCUUUUUUUUUGGUACUGCUGUGGGUUUUUCUUUCCACAGCCAACCACCCCCUCUACUCCCUGACCUUAAAUAUAAAUGGCAGUUCUCUCCGAAGGAUUCAUUAAAAGAUUAUAUCGAGCCAUCUAGACCCACCUAGUGUGGUUAAAUUAUUUUAUUCCAAAAACGUUUUACUCUGCCAUUCGCCCAAAAGGCUCUUGCGAUUGCCAAGACACAGGAAGUCUUUUUUUUAAAAAAAUGCACACAACAAUUCAAUAAAACAAGUAGACAUUAACAUUGCAAAAUGCAGGCAGCAGGUUGUUUUAAAUGAGACCACCUUGUGAGCCCUGGAAGACCCGCACCCUGCCUUGCUGGAACUUUCUCAUCUGGCCUGGGAGUGCGGACUGACUCCAGCUACAAAAGCUGUUGAACAGAUUCUUGGGCUGGUGUAUUUAUUCACGGGAGGUUGAGAGAGCUUGUUGCUGUUAUUGAUAUUAUUGCUGUAUCUUUAGUUUUAGAUCUUAGGAUUUACGUGGAAAUUGUUUCCAUUUGGUUGUGUGCUUUAUUUAUUGUUUAUGACUUCGGUAGUGUUUGUAAUUAUGUAAAUCUUGUCAUGUUGUAAGCCGCCUUGAGCAUUGUUUCAGUUAUGGAAAGGCGGUAUACAAAUAAAAUGAUGAUGGUGAUGAAUUUCAGGAACCAAAAUGUCAUAUUGAGAGUCAUAUUGUUAGAAUAAAGCAGCAUAUGAAUUUUGUCAAACGGAUCAAGUAAAAGAAAUCCGCUUUCCUUUGCAGGUGAGACGAAAGUUAGGAACCCAGAAGACCUCUCUGCGGAGACGAUGUCCAAGUAGGUUGUUCCGUAGUCUAGCCUUGCUGUGCUUGGUUUUCUCAGCCGUAUAGACAAAACCCAUUCCGAGGUGCCCUUGAUUUUGACGAGGACUUAAGGGUGAAGUUGGAAGACCUGAGACUGGCCCUUAAGCAUCCGUCAAAGCGAUAAAACUCUCUCCGUGCUAAAAAGUGUCCUGGCUCUGGGCAUUUGGCUGUCUGCCUAGCACAGGGGUCAACAAACUUUUUUUGGAGGGGACCGGCUCACUGUCCCCCCCCCCCACCUUGUGGCGGGCUGGACUGCGCACGCAGUGGAGGGGGCUUCUCUCUCUCUCCCCCAGCCCCUCCCCUCCCCCUGCCUACCUAUAGUGCUGCUGGUGCAAGGGCAGGCUGCUGGCUCUGGAGAGGUGCUGCGUUGCACUCUGCCAACCGCGGCUCCUGUGCCUCCCCUUGCGAGCGGCAGAGGCUGGCGGCGGCGGAGGGAUGAGCGGCCCAAAAGGGCUGGCUGGCUCCAGAGAGGUGCUGCCCCAAAUGGCGCUCAGCCAGCUCAGCCCAGCCCCCUUCCUCCUCUAGGCAGGGCAGGGAGAAGCCAGGAGGAGGGAGGGAGAAGGUGCCACGGUGUGUGAGAGGGAGAGGGGGGGAAAUGGCGGCGCAGGGGGAAAAAUUAAUGAAAAUUAACGAACAGAAUUCACACGAUCCAUGGACCUUCUCGCAGGCCAGAUCCUGGGGGCAAUUGGGCCAGAUCUGGCCUGCGGCCCAUAGUUUGCCGACCCCUGGCCUAGCAGUUCGAAAGCACACCAGUGCAAGUAGAUAAAUAGGUACCGCUGUGGCGGGAAGGUAAACGGCGUUUCUGUGCGCUCUGCUUUCCGUCAUGGUGUCCCGUUGCACCAGAAGCGGUUUAGUCCUGUUGGCCACAUGACCCAGAAAGCUGUCUGUGGACAAACGCCGGCUCCCUCGGCCUGAAAGCAAGAUGAGAGCCGCAACCCCAUAGUCGCCUUGGGCUGGACUUAAUCGUCCAGGGGUCCUUUACCUUUUACCUUACCUGGUCCUCAGCUGUAGCCCAACCGUUCUUAGGCCAGGCUCUUUGAAAUUCAGUCAUCAACCCACCCUGCAAAUUUAUUUUCUUGAGUCUCCAGCUUGGCAUAGCUGCCUUGCGAAGGUGACAGAGUCCUUCACGCUGGCAGGGACAUUUGCCUCCUUGCAGAGCGGCCAUCUGUGAAGUUUGCGACAUUUGUGUGUCAGCGUCGGGGUCUUGGAGAGAUCCCUUCUGCAAAGACUUUCUCCCGAUAGCGGCCUGGAGCGAGAGAUUUUGACAAAUGGCUGUAGCUAACUCGCUUAAAAAAAAUAAUCUAGCCUAUCUUUCAUCUGAGCAUCUUUCUGGACUAAAUCAAGGCAUCGGUUUUCCAAGGGCAAAGAGGGUUUUGUGUAAGAGAUACAAAUGCAGUAUCUUAAAUCCAACGUGGUACAGGUUUAUAGGGAGACAAUGGUGCUUUUGCCAACUUUUUCCAAAAAUCGGAACUGGAGAGGAUGUUUGCACUUAUCUAGUAUUUUUUUAUUUACCCCAUAUGCACAAGGGGUUGUGUUCCAUGUCAUUGCACAUUUGGUUGGAAAUCGGAAAUCCAUUUUAAAAAGCCUGCAGACACCCCAUUCGGCCUUUUAGUGUCGUUUCAGUGACGUCUUUGUGACGUUUCUGGGUCACUUCUGGGUUCAUGCUGUCCUCGGUCAUGCCUAAAAUGGGAGUUUUCUGUACAGUGGUACCUUGGUUCUCAAACUUAAUCUGUUCUGGAAGUCCGUUCCAAAACCAAAGUGCGAAGAGGUCGCCUUCCAACUGUUCACGGGUGUCAAGUUCCUGAGGAAGGUGAGGGAAAGCUGCUGUGGUCCCUCUUCUCCCUCGGAAGCAUAGGUGCUCAGGGAUGUUUAGCACCCCAGGACAGAAAAUGUGGGUGCCCUCGCUUGCCUCUCCCGCCAGGCUCUGCCUUCGUAUUAUACGAUGCAGGCUUUGGAAAACGCCCGUCGUUUUUGGGUGACGAUAAACAGGCCCUUGCUUCUGCCUCCUUGAAAGCAGCCAAACGAAAAAGAAUUACAGUGGUACCUUGGUUCUCAAACUUAAUCCAUUCCGGAAGUCCGUUCCAAAACCAAAACAUUCCAAAACCAAGGCGCGCUUCCCCGUAGAAAGUAAUGCAAAAUGGAUUAAUCCAUUCCAGACUUUUAAAAAUGACCCCUAAAACAGCAAUUUAACAUGAAUUUUACUAUCUAACGAGACCAUUGAUCUAUAAAAUGAAAGCAAUAAUCAAUGCACUGUACUAUGAAAUAAAUAAGACAGUAUUGUAGAUGAUAAAAAUUAAAAGUAUUUUGUUUUCUUACCUGCACUGAUGAUCGUCAUUGUUUGGAUGGGGGGCUUUUAUCCAUUUCCGCAGGCACACAAUCAGUCAGUAGCUGAACUGGGUUCCACACAGACAUAAAAACAAAUUAACCUGAAAAAACCUCAAAAACAAAAACGCAAAAUAAAUAGCAAAAAAAAAAAAGUGCCAAACUUAAUCCGUUCCAGAAGUCCGUUUGACUUUCAGAAUGUUUGAAAACCAAGGCGCAGCUUCUGAUUGGUGCAGGAAACAAUCGCCGACAGCCGCAUCGGACGUUCGGCUUCUGAAAAACGUUUGAAAACCGGAACACUUACUUCUGGGGUUUUUUUUUGUUUUUUUAAAUAAUGUUUAUUAAAAGUUUAGAAAUUACAGAAAAAAGAAAAAAACAAAGUUAAACAUAGCAAAGCAAUACAAUACAACACAUAUAAAACAGAAAACACUACUUAUCUUAACAAAACAAAAACAGAAACAAUUAAAAACACAUCCAAUAUUUCCAGAUCUUAUCUUUCAUUUACUUGUUUCGACGACCUCCUCACACCUCCCUUUUUUGUAUUCUAGUUCAAUUAGCUAUUUCAGCAAAUCCUUUCCAUCUUUCUCAGUUUUUGCCCCAUAAUUUAUCUUAACACAAUCUGACCUUAUUUUUUUCCCCUUUAGCCCAUUAACAGUCUAUUUUUAUUUAAUUCUUUAUAACAUUUCUGCUAAAGCCAUAUAACUUCAUUCCAGCAUCCUUCUAACAUUCAUUCACUUACUUCUGGGUUUUCGAUGUUUGGGAACCAAGGCAUUUGAGAACCAAGGGACCAUUGUAUUUGUAUGCUAAUUUAUAUGAAUGAAUCAGUCAUGAAUCAAUCAUCUAGUCCAACCCCCUUCAAUGCAGGAAUAUGCAGGUGGCCCAUAUGGGAAUCGAACCCACAACCUUGGCAUUGCCAGUGCCUUGCUGCAACCAGCUGAGCUGAAACAGUGGCUCCCAGCUCCCAGGAGCUCAAGGUGACAUGCAUGGUCCUCUGCCCUCGCACUGGAAGAUAGGCAGCUAACUUAUACAAAAGCAAACCGCGGCCAAUCUAGCUCUGUGUCUCCAACACCCCAGAGUUUCAGACACGCCUACCGGGAGAAGCGAAGGAUGUGUGCCUCUGAGCUCUGGCCCAUGCAAGUAAAUAAGCAAUCACUCAGGGGUUGAGCCGGAGACUCUUAAUCUCAGGGUUGCGGGUUCGAGCGCCACCUUGGGCGAAAACUUCCUGCAUUGCAGCGGGUUGGACUAGAUGGCCCUCGGGGUCCCUUCCGCUUCGACAGUUCUGUGAUUCCAAGUAUUGUCCUGUGUGCAAGGAGCAACCAGCUUGUGCCUUUCUUUUAUGCAGGGACGUCGGAAGCGUGGUGGAAGCCAUGUACGGGGACCUCGCCCCGCCCAUCAUGCUGAUUGGCCACAGCAUGGGCGGGGCUAUCGCCGUGCACACGGCAGCGUCCAACCUGGUGCCCAGUUUGCUGGGCCUCUGCAUGAUUGAUGUAGUGGAAGGUAAGAGUUGGCGUCACUUGGCGCUUGUUCCUUUGGUUCCUUUCCUAUUUCUCAGGCAUGUUUCCCUCCCCUUAUGGUUUUGAUUUAUUGGCUAUUUUAAAUUGCAUUUUAACCUUUAUUUUAAUAUUGCCCCCCCCUCUUUCCCCCCCCAUUAUGUUUUUACUGUGAUUUUAUUGGUGUCAGCCGCCCUGAGCCCGGCUCUGGCUGGGGAGGGCGGGGUAUAAAUAAAAUUUAUUAUUAUUAUUAUUAUUAUUAUUAUUAGUCUCGCUGCGGGACAUACAGUGGUGCCUCGCAAGACAAAAUUAAUCCGUUCCGCAAGUCUCUUCGUCUUGCGUUUUUUUCGUCUUGCGAAGCACGGCUAUUAGCUGCUUAGCGGCUUAGUGGCUAUUAGCGGCUUAGCGGCUAUUAACGGCUUAGCGGCUUUAAGAAAAAGGAAACAAACUCGCAAGAACUCACAAGACGUUUCGUCUUGUGAAGCAAGCCCAUAGGGAAAUUCGUCUUGCGGAACGACUCAAAAAACGGAAAACUCUUUCGUCUUGCGCGUUUUUCGUCUUGCGAGGCAUUCGUCUUGCGAGGUACCACUGUACUAGGCCAGCAUUUGCCUCUAUAUAGGCCGGCCUUUUGGGAAAACACCAGCUGCCACCCUUUCUCUUUUCUUUCCAUUAAAGCAAACCUCCAGGCAUGCCCAUAGCAGUUUUUCUCUUUCUUUUUGUGUUUUGUUUUUUUAUUCAGUUUUCUAUUUGACAAUUUAAAAUAGUCAUUAAACAACCUUAAAAUGUCAAUGACUUCCCUUCUUCUCUUUCCAUGGUUCAGUUUGCAUAUCGUAAACCCCUGCAUAUUUUACGUACACCGGGCACAUCCAACUCUCUUGAGACUACGAUCUGCACCCAGUAUAAUAAAACUGGCAGUUAUCUACCCAUUGUCGAACUUUUUUGGGGGGAGGAUUGCCCAUAGUUGUCAAGCUUUUUUAAGGGGGGAGUAGUGCACCCAGAAUUGUUCAGCUUUUUUGGGGUUAAGAACUUUGCUUCAGGAUGAGAACAGAAAUUGUGCUUCGGCAGCGCAGCGGCAGCGGGAGGCCCCAUUAGCUAAAGUGGUGCUUCAGGUUAAGAACAGUUUCAGGUUAAGAACGGACCUCUGGAACAAAUUAAGUACUUAACCUGAGGUACCACUGUACAUCCAUCAAAACUUGUUUACACUGUUGAAUUUAUCUUAAUGCUGCCAGCGUUUCCAAGUGCACACAGUUUCCCCCCAUAUAUUCAAUAAACGUUUUCCAGUCUUCUUUAGACGUAUGUUCUUGUUCUCUUAUUCUAUAUGUUAGGUCUGCAAAGCAUCUCAUAUUCUGUCGGCUUAAGUUGCCAUUCUUCUUUAGUUGGGACCUCAGCAGUUUUUCUAUUUAAAUCAUGAGGUCUAGAAACCUUUUUUUUUUAAAGCAAGUAAGUUUCUAGAUCUCAUGAUUCAAAAGGAAAAACUGCUAUGGGGGUAUAAGGAUAGGGGGACUAUGAAUGGGGCACCCUUGAUUUCAUCCCAGUCACAGUUAUGUAGGUUUGGAUAUCAUCUCUUCUGUAAAACACUGGUUUGCUUCAUGCCAGGUUUUCCCCCUUUCUUGUUCAUAGGCACAGCCAUGGAUGCCCUUAACAGCAUGCAGAAUUUCCUUCGGAGUCGCCCAAAGACAUUCAAAUCUCUGGAGAAUGCCAUUGAAUGGAGGUAAAGGGGAAAUUUUGGGCAUCUUACACAGCCCAUUGCAAAGGGAGCCCAUUUACAGUCUUCUCUACUAGGAAAGCGAUUCAUUCUCUCUCUGUCUCUCUCUAUCAAAUUUCCUAUUUUACAAUUUCAAGGAAGCAUUUUACAAACUUUAAGCUACCCAGUGACUUCCCUUCUUCUCUUUCCAUGGUUCAUUUUACAUAUCAUACACCCCUGAGUAUUUUACUAGUAAAGGGUAUUUCACUAGUAAAGGGUAAAGGGACCCCUGACCAUUAGGUCCAGUCGUGGCCGACUCUGGGGUUGUGGCGCUCAUCUCGCUUUAUUGGCCGAGGGAGCUGGCAUACAGCUUCCGGGUCAUGUGGCCAGCAUGACUAAGCCGCUUCUGGCGAACCAGAGCAGCGCACGGAAACGCCAUUUACCUUCCUGCCGGAGCGGUACCUAUUUACCUACUUGCACUUUGAUGUGCUUUCGAACUGCUAGGUGGGCAAGAGCAGGGACCGAGCAGCGGGAGUUCACCCCGUCGCAGGGAUUCGAACCACCGACCUUCUGAUCGGCAAGCCCAAGAGGGUCAGUGGUUUAACCCACAGCGCCACCCGUGUCCCUGAGUAUUUUACUAUAAGCAUUCAAAUCAGUUUUCCACUUGUACAUCCAUCAAAAAUGAUUUACUCUGUUGAAUUUAUCUUAAUGCUGCCAGCGUUUUCAGCUGCAUACAAUUAUUUUCCAGAUAUUCAAUAAAUGCUUUCCAGUCUUCUUUAAACGUAUGUUCUUGUUCUCUUAUUCUAUAUGUUAAAUAUGCAAGUUCUGCAUAUUCCGUCAACUUCAGUUGCCCACCCUCUUGAGUUGGGACCUCACUCACUUUCCAUUUUUGGGGCUAACGAACCACGGGCUGCAAUUGUUGCACACAUAAAUAACCUUUUCUGACACCUGGGAAUUUCAUUCUGGGUUAUCCCAAACAAAAAGGACUUUGUUUUUUGGGGGAAAGUAAUUUUAAACGUUUUUUUCAGUUCAGUAUAAAUAAUUUCCCAAUUUCCUUUUACCUUUUUACAUGUCCACCACAUGUGGAAGAACGUUCCUUCUACUUCUUUACACUUCCAACACUAAUCUGAUUCUGCUUUAUAAAUCUUAGCCAACCUACUCGGAGUUUACCAUCUGUGAAUCAUUUUCAAGUAGUUCUCUUUCAAUGAAUAGCAUGCUGUAAAUUUCUGGUUGCUUUUCCUAAGUUUCUCCCAGAGGUUAAGAUCUACGGUAUAUUAUGACCUAUAUUGCCCAUUGUAUCACUGAAGCUUUAACAAGCUCGUCUUUUGUUUCCCAUUCCAAUAAAAAAUUACACAUUUUAGACAAAGGUUUAAAUUUUGCAGGAGUUCUUUUUCAAAUUGCGAACUUUGGUCAAAAAAUCCAUUCUUUCUAUCUAAUUUAAAUGUAUCGUGUAACUGGUGAUACUGCAAACCAUCCGUAACUUGGCUCCUUAGGUUUUCCACUGGUUUUAUUUUGGGUUCCCCACUCUAUAAAAUCUAGCUGUUCCCUGUAGGGAAAGUGAUUCUUUGCUUGCUGAGCUCUGCUAAAAAGCAGCAGGCAGUAAGCAGGGUGGAUUUGAUUUAAAUCAAAUCGAUUUCAAUCACAAUUUAAAUCACUAGCCAGUAAGACUUGAUUUAAAUCUUUUUUUUUUUACAGAAAGACUCAUUCUUGCUGGUAGACUCUUCAUAUUUACAACCAGAUGAAGGUUUCAUUUUUGGAAUAAUAAAUUUUCAGAGUAGUUUUUACAGUUAUAUCAAAAAUUACUGAUUUGGCUAUACUAUUAGGAAUGCACUGACAGAUAAUUAUGCAAUUAUUGUGUGGUUUAAUAAGUAACUGUUUAUAUUUGGACAACUUUUCUGCUGUCCUUUAUUGGAAGGAGAAAAAUAACCAUUUCCUUAAUAACAAUUGAAACAAUUUAUUUAACUAAAACAAUAAUAUUAUAGCAUAUGUAUCCAUGUUUGUUAACUGAUGUGGUUAAAUGUUUUUUUUUAAAAAACGAACAAACCUUAGACUGAGUUUUAGCGCACAUGAAAAACUUAAAACAAAUUCUUAUUUCCUGAAGAAUAGCCUUUGGACUAUAAUGUAACUUAAAUAGAAAACGAUCUUUAGAAAGAUUUCCCCUCCAAAUGCAUUUUAUUUUUAAAAUCCAAAAAAUCCAUAAAAAUAAAAAUAAAUAAAUUGAUUUUUAUCCACUCUGGCACUAACUAACCCCCAUCUAAUGGCUGUUUCCUUUUCUCCUUCUCUAGCGUAAAGAGUGGACAGAUACGGAAUCUUGAAUCUGCCAGGGUUUCUAUGGUUGGCCAAGUCAAACAGUAAGUCGUGCCUUCUUCAGUUGCCUUUUAUCGCGUGCUUCUGCCCCGUUUUCAUACAUGGAUGUGUGAAAUGAUGGUGGGAGCUUCUCAUGGCUGUGACAUUCCCGCAGGAGCCGAUCUUCUGGGGUUUGGAUUGCAACUUAACAGGUGUGUGCUCUCCCUAAAAUUCCACUGAGGAACCCCAGUCAGGUAGUUUAGAUUUUUAUUUUCUUUGGGGGGGGUCCUGUAGAUAAUAAACAUCAAAGGCAGCAUAGGGUUACAGUGGUGCAUCGCAAGACGAAAUUAAUCCGUUCCGCGAGUCUCUUCGUCUUGCGGUUUUUUCGUCUUGCGAAGCACGGCUAUUAGCGGCUUAGCGGCUAUUAGCGGCUUAGCGGCUAUUAACGGCUUAGCGGCUAUUAACGGCUUAGCGGCUUUAAGAAAAAGGAAACAAACUCGCAAGAACUCGGAAGACGUUUCGUCUUGCGAAGCAAGCCCAUAGGGAAAUUCGUCUUGCGGAGCGACUCAAAAAACGGAAAACUCUUUCGUCUAGCGAGUUUUUCGUCUUGCGAGGCAUUCGUCUUGCGGGGCACCACUGUAUCAGGCACAGCAGAAGGAGCAAAAGGAAUUAUGCGGACAUUAUUUUUAAAAGGCACAACCAAAAAAUACUUUAACCGUACAUAGAAUUCUGACUCGGAACUUGCCUCCCCUUUGCCGGACAGCCCGGCACUGUGACUUUUCCUGAAGCUUAGUAGGAAUAUUGGGGGAGCGGGGCUUGAAAGCCAUGUUUUGAGUGGGACCACAUUGCGGUCUUCCAAAUCCAAACCUUUAUCUUUAAAUACUAUAUUUUUCACUCUAUAAGACGCACCAGACCAUAAGACGCACCUAGUUUUUGGAGGAGGAAAACAAGAAAAAAAACAUUCUGAAUCCCAGAAGCCAGAACAGCAAGAGGGAUCGCUGCGCAGUGAAAGCAGCGAUCCCUCUUGCUGUUCUGGCUUCUGGGAUAGCUGUGCAGCCUGCAUUCGCUCCAUAAGACGCACACACAUUUCCCCUUACUUUUUUGGAGGGGAAAAGUGAGUCUUAUGGAGCAAAAAAUAUGGUACUUCCAUGCCACUUAAUCCCUGUUACCCCAUUCUGGGAGAAAUUUUCCUUGGGGCUACAAGUACAGAGGCUCACACCACUUAUCCAGUUGGUCAGGCUUUAUUCAGUAAUGCUUUACGGGACAAAGACCAGAGAAUCUGUGAGAUCUUUGCAUUACAAUGCACUCUGUAUAGGAAAAAUAUACAUAUUCUGAGCUGUUCCAUCUAACUCUUCAUCCAACCACAGUCCUCGAAAAUCAACUUUACUCAACUGAUUUAUUUUUGCUGUACAGUCGUACCUUGGAAGGCGGAAUCCGUUCGACUUCCAAGGUAUGACUGUACAGCAAAAAUAAAUCAGUCCGUUCGACUUCCAAAACGUUCGGAAACCAAAGUGCAGUUUCGAAGCUCCUGCAGCCAAUCAGAAGCCCCGUCGGACGUUCGGCUUCCAAAAGAAUGUUCGAAAACCGAAACACUCACAAAUCAGUCUGGGAGCUAAUUUGUUCGGGAGCGAAGGAGUUUGAAAUCCAAGGUAUGACUGUAUUUGUUAGAACCCUCCCUGUACCUUAUCUGGAGUUGUUUUUCUCUCUAGCAUUCUGCUAUUAGGUUCCCCGCUCAACUGGCUUUUACCAGUUUUGUGGUCAGACUGCACUCUUGCGUCCGUGACGCUGGCCUCGCGGACGAUAAGAAUAAUAAAUUUUAUUUAUACCCCACCCUCCCCAGCCAAGGCCGGGCUCAGGGCGGCUAACAACCAAUAAUAAAAACAAGCUGAAUGAAUACAACUUAAAAACAAGAUUAAAAUACAACAUUAAAACAUUAAAAUACAGCCUCAUCACAGGAGGAGAAAGGAAAAAAGGAGGAGGGGGAGGGAAUCAAUGAGUUUUACAGAAAUCCCACAUCCUUGCCCGGGGAAGGAAGAAAGGCAUUCUGCCCCCGGGAUUCCGGAAACCAAAACUAAACAUUAUGGGACCUACAUCGGGUGUGAUAACUUCAGUUUCCUAUGUAACACGCUGGUAUUUCCCCCCGUCUCAUUAAGGCCAAGGUGGAGCGUUUCAAAUUGACUUGAGGGUCUUCUUGUCCAGGUCUCCUUCACUCCUUGUUGUUCCUUUGAACCAGGUGCGAAGGUGCAGCCAGCCCUGGAGGUCCCAAAACCAUCGUGGAGGGGAUCAUAGAGGAGGAGGAAGAGGAGGAGGAAGACGAAAAUGGAGAAUCGGUGAACAAAAGGAAGAAGGAUGAUGACACAGAGGUGAGGAAGGCAUCUUGUCAGGAUUGGGAGAAUAACUGUGGGCCUCUGGCUGUUGUCGGGCUGUCAGGCAGGGGUGAUGGGGUCGGAGUAUAGCAACAUCUAGAGAAUCACAGAUAUUCCCCAUCCCUGACCCACAGGCUGCCUCUUCCCUCUCUUUCCCCACAACCUCUGAAUUCUUCUUCAGCAGCAUAAUAAUAAUAAUAAUAAUAAUAAUAAUAAUAAUAAUAUAUUUGUUCCCCAGCCACUCUGGGCGGCUCCCAGCAGAAUAUUAAAAAUACGAUAAAAGAUCAAACAUUAAAAACUUCCCUAAACAGGGCUGCCUACAGAUGUCUGGUUAAAUACAGGACUGGUUAUGAUUUAUGAAGCCCUAUAUGGCUCAGGUCCAGGUUAUCUGAAGGACUGUAUUUCCCCAUAAGAACCUGCCCAAGUUUUGAGAACUUCCAAGGAUGCCCUUCAGGGAAAACAGGGUCUUCUCAGCAGUGGCUUCUCCCAGGCAACUUUGGAACUCCCUGCCUGGAAAAGUCAGACUGGCUCCCUCCUUGCUGUCCUCCUGCUAGCAAGUGAAGACCAAGAGGCUUUGGGGAACUGACUGUUUUGAAUGAAAACAGUCUCAUGGAUAUCAUAAUAAUGAUAAUAAUUUAUUAUUUAUACCCCGCCCAUGUGGCCGGGUUUCCCCAGCCACUCUGGGCGACUUCCAACAAAAUAUUAAAAAUCCAAGAAAACAUGAAACCUCAAAAACUUCCCUAAACAGGGCUGCCUUCAGAUGUCUUCUAAAAGUCAGAUAGUUGUUUAUUUCCUUGACAUCUGGUGGGAGGGUGUUCCACAGGGUGGGCACCACCACCAAGAAGGCCCUCUGCCUGGUUCUCUGCAACCUUGCUUCUCGCAGGGAGGGAACUGCCAGAAGGCCCUUGGAGCUGGACCUCAGUGUCCGGGCAGAAUGAUGGGGGUGGUGGAGACACUCCUUCAGGUAUACUGGGCAUAAGCCAUUUAGGGCUUUAUAGGUUCAAAUCCCCGUGACAGGGUGAGCUCUCGUUGCUCUGUCUUAGCUUCUGCCAAACUAGCAGUUUAAAAGCACACCUGUGCAACUAGAUAAAUAGGUACCGCGGCGGCGGGAAGGUGAACAGCAUUUCUGGGCGUUCUGGUUCAUAGCUGUCAACUUUCCCCUUUUCUUGUGAGGAAUCCUAUUCGGAAUAAGGGAAUUUCCCUUAAAAAAGGGGAAACGUUGUCAGCUAUGCUCUGAUUUCUGUCACGGUGUCCUGUCGUGCCAGAAGCAGUUUAGUCAUGCUGGCCACACGACCCGGAAGCUGUCUGUGGACAAACGCCGGCUCCCUCGGCCUGAAAGCGAGAUGAGCGCCACAACCCCAUAGUCUCCUUUGACUGGACUUAACCGUCCAGGGGUCCUUUACCUUUUACCCUUUAUAGGUCAACACCAACACUUUGAAUUGUGUUCGGAAUAAUAUUAACGGCAUCCUCCCCUCCUCUUACGCUUCCAUGGAUCCAGGCUGGGAUACAACAGGGCUGGGGCAAACAUUGCGGCCUUCUGGCACUUCCAGACUCUUAUCUCCCAUCAGCCUUGCCCCAACGGUCAGGGAUGAUGGGAGUUGUAGUCCUCCGGGAUCUGGCGGACUGCAACCCAAUGCUCGCAUGAUGCGUUUCUGGCAUUUUAAAGCGGACAUCUUCUGUCUCCCCUACGCCCUCCCCUGAAAAAAAGACCAAGAAGGAUGUGGCCUACACAUGGCGGAUUGAGCUGGCGAAAACGGAAACGUACUGGGAUGGCUGGUUCCGGGGCCUUUCGAACCUCUUCCUCAACUGCUCUGUUCCCAAGCUGCUGCUUUUGGCCGGUAAGUGUAUUUCUCUCUCUGCUUUCUUCUGCAAGCCCCACAAAGACACUCCGCCCCCCAAUUCCUUGUGGAGAUUCUCCUUGUCACUGCUCACAGGUCAGAUUGCCCUGGCUUUGUCUGCCCUGUGAGGGAGGAAGGGUGUUUUCUUUACAGGUAGCAUUCUGCAGCCAGGUACUGAGGCGUUCCCAAAGCAAAGGAAGGACUGAACUCUACAUUUUCUAAUUUGGCUUUCGGUGUCUUUUUUUUCAGUUGAUGGGCAGAGAAAACGUCCCUGAGCCCUGUGUCAAUUGUCCCCCAUCCUUAAUAAAACAGCAAUUCCAGCAAGUUCUGGAUUAUGCUUCGCCCCUUCUCUUCUCCUCCUCCACCCCCAUUUGCAGGAUUUCCAGCAGGGCAAAAUAACUUGAAACUUUUUUAAAAAAACCUUCUCAUCCUUCUCUCUCUUUCCCCCUGCCCUGGAAUCGUUUUUUAGGUGUCGACAGACUGGAUAAAGAUCUAACCAUCGGCCAGAUGCAAGGUAAAUAUGCUGACGUCCUGGGCUCUGAUUGGUUUCCAAGAGGAUCAGGGGGUUGCCUUUCGAGGGAUCUAACAGGAGGCAGGGAUGGUGGUAGCCAGUUCUGGAUAAUGUCAUUUAAACAAUGACCUCCGAUAGAUUGGCCCUUUGCUUCGCAAUUAGAGUUCUUAAAGCUGGGAGGUGGGGACGAGGGUGUUGUCUGAACGCAUGCUGUCCUUCCAAAGUGCUAUUUUUUAAUUGGGAUUAUUUUUUUUAAUUGGGAUUAUUUAAUUGGGAUUAUUUAAAGCAGGCACAUCCAACUCCCAAGAGACUGCAAUCUACUCACAGUAUAAAAGAACUGGCAGUGAUUUACCCAUUGUCAUUGAAGGAUUGAUCAGGGUUGUUGAGCUAUUUUUGGGGAGCCAGAGUUGUUGAGUUUGUUUUUUCCUGUUUGUUUUUAGUGGGGAUUUCUCAGGGGGUCCAAAGAAAGAUCAACCAGGAUUUAAUAAAUAUUAUAUUAAAACAAAAAACAAAGAUCGACCAGGGACAUAAAAACAAAGAUGGACCAGUAGAUCGCGAUCAACCUGUUGGGCAUGUCUGGUUUAAAGGAUCGAGACAAGUUCCUAGUCCUUAAGCCUGACCAGAUAUGUUUGGAAGUGCACUUAAUACCAAAAGCUUGGGAGGAAGCUGUACUGAAAUUUCUAUCGGUUGUGGGUGGGCUUUGGCACUCCUCCUGGGUGCUUUGCCCCACCCAAAAUGCAAAUUCCCGUAACUUCAUAGAAUCACAGAGUUGGAAGAGACCACAAGGGCCAUCGAGUCCAACCCCCUGCCAAGCAGGAAACACCAUCAGAGCACUCCUGACAUAUGGUUGUCAAGCCUCUGCUUAAAGACCUCCAAAGAAGGAGACUCCACCACACUCCUUGGCAGCAAAUUCCACUGUCGAACAGCUCUUACUGUCAGGAAGUUCUUCCUAAUGUUUAGGUGCAAUCUUCUUUCUUGUAGUUUGGAUCCAUUGCUCCGUGUCCGCUUCUCUGGAGCAGCAGAAAACAACCUUUCUCCCUCCUCUAUGUGACAUCCUUUUAUAUCUUUGAACAUGGCUAUCAUAUCACCCCUUAACCUCCUCUUCUCCAGGCUAAACAUGCCCAGCCCCUUAGCCGUUCCUCAUAAGGCAUCGUUUCCAGGCCUUUGACCAUUUUGGUUGCCCUCCUCUGGACACGUUCCAGUUUGUCAGUGUCCUUCUUGAACUGUGGUGCCCAGAACUGGACACAGUACUCCAGGUGAGGUCUGACCAGAGCAGAAUACAGUGGCACUAUUACUUCCCUUGAUCUAGAUGCUAUACUCCUAUUGAUGCAGCCCAGAAUUGCAUUGGCUUUUUUAGCUGCCGCUAAAAACUUCCAUGUAGACCAUUGCAGCAUUUGGGUUUGCGGAAUUGAGGCUGCCUCGGGGGCAGAGUGAGACUAGCUCCUGAGGCCUCUCAUGCAGAGAUUCCUCAGCUAAGCAGCUGCUGCUCCUCCCCCCAGGUGUGCUGGAGGAUGCUAGUGGGUCACACAGGGUCCCUGGACAUUUCACCGUCUAUUGAUAAUAAUAAUAAUAUCUUUAUUGUCAUUGCCCCCUUCGGGGACAACGAAAUUACUUGACUGCUCCAUAAAAACACUAAUUAAACAAUACAGUAUAAUACAGCAAGGGAGAUUAGAUGACUUUCAAAGUCCGGGCUUCCUAUUCAGGGCCGAGAUCGCUCUGGAGAAGAAGCUGUUCUUAAGACGGCUCGUUCUUGUCUUCAUCGUCCUGUAUCUCCGUCCCGACGGCAAGAGCUCGAAGAGACAGUGACCAGGAUGCGAUGGAUCUUUUACUAUGUCCAGUGCCUUCCUAUGGCACCUUGUGGCAUAAAUCUGCUCUAAGGUGGAGAGUGGGCAGCCAACAAUGCUCUCUGCUGCCUUAACAACCCUGCACAACCCCAUCCUGUCCUGGGUAGUACAGCUUCCGUACCACACACAUAAGCCAUAAGUGAGCACGCUCUCAAUGGCACAGUGAUAGAAGGCAAGCAGCAGUCUCUGCGGAAGAUGGUUUUUCCUUAGUAUUCUCAAAAAGUACAGUCUCUGCUGCGCCUUCUUCACAAGCCCCCUUGUGUUGACACUCCAGGACAGAUCCUCUUGUAAUUCAAUGCCCAAAAAUCUGAACGUUGUUACCCUCUCCACACAGACCCCAUCAAUCAAAAGUGGCUGGACGUUGCUCUUCUGUCUCCUGAAGUCCACCACUUCCCUGUGCCACCACUUUAUUUCUUGCUGCCACCACCCAGGCCCUACCUGGUGCAAUACUGAGUCCAGUCAGGGUUUACCGUAUUUUUUGCUCCAUAGGGUGCACAGGACCAUAGAGCGCACCUAGUUUUUAGGAGCUUUCUUUUUAGCCGCGGGGCUGGGGUGGGGGAAGCCCAAGCUUCCCCUGACCCCAGCCCCCAAAACAGGUCCAGGAGCGGCGGCAAGAUUGUGCGCAACCUCACCGCUGCUCCCGGAGCUUGCGGGGCUGGGGCAGGGGAAGCCCAAGCUUCCCCCGACCCCAGCCCCCAGAACAGGCUGCUAUCCGCAAGCCUUCGGAGCCCGGCAGGAACUCCCGCCGCGCUCAGAAGGCUUGUGGAUAGCUUCCUGAAGCCUGGAGAGCGAGUGGGGUGGGGGGGCACCCACCCCUCUCGCUCUGCAGGCUUCAGCGAAAGCUUGCAUUCGCUCCAUAGGACGCACACACAUUUCCCCUUCAUUUUUGGAGGGGGGAAAAGUGCGUCCUAUAGAGCAAAAAAUACGGUAAAUUUGAACAUAAACUUCUGUUUAUUUAUUGCAGUUUAACAAGUGUGUGGUUUCAUAAACGGUCUCGGUCAAUUACAAUCAUGGGGUGCCUAUCCAGACCUAUAACUUCUGCUACCUGCUCUCACUCACUAAACCACCUCUCAGAUAUUUCCUUGUCUUCCUAGCCCCUAACUGUUACUUAUCUUAUUUCGCUACACUAACUCAACCUACCCACAGAUUCUAUCCCAAUUCACUCCCACUCCAACCAACCACCCAACUCCCAACGAACUCCUCCCUUUGCCCCUCCCAGAGCUGGUUUUAUAAUCCCACUGACUCCACCCCCCUGGGUCCUGAUUGGGCAACCUGUUUCACUAUUUCUCCUCUAGCACUCAUGUGUUAACGUCCCAGUGGGGUCCAUUGUUGGUUCAGUCAGCUUUUGUAUGUGGGAUGCAGGGUGGCAUCCGUCUAGAGUGGUACCUUGGUUCUCAAACUUAAUCCGUUCUGGACGUCCGUUCCAAAACCAAAGUGUUCCAAAACCAAGGUGUGCUUUCCUAUAGAAAGCAAUGCAAAAGGGAUUAAUCCGUUCCAGAUUUAACAACCACUAAAACAGCAAUUUAACGUGAGUUUUACUAUCUAACGUGACCACUGAUCCAUAUAUUGAAAGCAGUAAUCAAUGUUCUGUACUAUAAAAUAAAUAAGACAGUAUUGUAGAUGAUAAAAAAUAAAAUUAUUAUUUUUUCUUACCUGUACUGAUGAUAGUCAUUGUUCGUCCUGUGAACCAAUGCAAGAUUUUAAGUAGGUACAGUGGUACUUUGGUUCUCAAACUUAAACCGUUCUGGAAGUCUAUUCUGAAACCAAAGCAUUCCAAAACCAAGGCACGCUUUCCCGUAGAAAGUAAUGCAAAAGGGAUUAAUCAUAGAAUCAUAGAGUUGGAAGAGACCACAAGGGCCAUCGAGUCCAACCCCCUGCCAAGCAGGAAACACCAUCCCAGACUUUUAAAAACAACCCCUAAAACAGCAAUUUAACAUGGAUUUUACUAUCUAACGACACCAUUGAUCCAUAAAAAUGAAAGCAAUAAACAAGGUACUGCAGUCACACAAUCAAUCAGUAGCUGAACUGGGUUCCACGCAGUCACAAAAAAAGAGCUGCAAAAACAAAAGCGCAAAAUAAAUAGCAAAAACAGACAGACCUCGGUGUAACACUCAAAACGGAAGUGUGGCACUCAAAACGGAGCAUGUUCGGCUUCUGAAAAAAGUUUGCAAACCGGAACACACACUUCUGGGUUUGCGGUGUUUGGGUUCCAAGUUGUCUGAGUACCAAGGUGUUUGAGAAACAAGGUGUUUGAGAACCAAGGUGUUUGAGAACCAAGGUACUGCUGCACUUUACCUUGGGAGGAAAAAACCAUGUCUUGGGCUGCCGCCGCCUUCUCCCUGCCUAUGAACCAUGGAGUCAAAAGCAGAAGGCCGGGAGCAAAGGAUUCUGGGAGUCCUGCCUCACCCUCUCUUGCCCCCUUGCAGGGAAAUUCCAGAUGCAAGUUCUUCCGCAGUGCGGCCACGCAGUCCACGAAGACGCUCCGGACAAAGUGAGUGACGUUUUGGAGCAGCUGGGGCUUUGAGGGCAGAAUUCCAGUCUGCUCCCUUGGGUUUUGUUUUUUGUUUUUUGCAAAAUGUAUUUAUUUAUUAUUUAUACCCUGCUUGAGGGGGAGGGGGGUAAAAAAAUAACCCCAGCAACCUCAAAGCGGUCAACAACAACAACAAAAAAGAUAAAACCAUAAAAUUAUCCCUGAGAAAAGUCAGCAACGGUAAUUUAAGACAUUCAGAAAGAGUUAACGGAUCACGAAACCCCGCCAGAUGAGCGGGGUAUAAAUAAUAAAUUGUAUAAUUGUUAUUAUGACUUGCAUCAACUUUCCAAGCAGCCGGGUCGCCUUGUUUUUAGCAGGUGCCGAAAACAGUACAGUCGUACCUUGGUUUUCCAAUGCCUUGGGAGUCGAAACAUUUUGGCUCCCAAAUGAUCAAAAACCGGAAGUGAUUGUUCUGGUUUUCGAACGUUGUUUGGAACCUGAAUGUCCAAUGCGACUUCCGUGGCUUCCGAUUGGCUGCAGGAGCUUCCCACAGCUAAUCGGAAGCCGUGCCUUGGUUCCUGAACAUUUUGGAAGUCGAACAGACCUCCGGAAUGGAUUCCGUUCGACUUCUAAGGUACGUCUGUACAGUGAAAGCUCUGCCUGAUAUCAAAAGGCAGGGAGUUCCGAUGUGUAAGAGCAGCGGCAGCAAAAGAUUGAGUUCUUACAAAUACAGAGUAGGUGUUAUGGGACACCUGUAGCAACGCCAUUUGCAGCAGUCAGGUGGGCACAAGCGGGGCAAGGCGAUCUUGCAGGUAAACUGAUCCCAAGUUGUUAAGGGUUUUGUAUGCUAAGAGCAGGGACGCGGGUGGUGCUGUGGGUUAAACCACAGAGCCUAGGACUUGCUGAUCAGAAGGUCGGCGGUUCGAAUCCCCGCGACGGGGUGAGCUCCCGUUGCUCAGUCCCUGCUUCUGCCAAGCCAGCAGUUCGAAAGCACAUCAAAGUGCAAGUAGAUAAAUAGGUACCGCUCCAGCAGGAAGGUAAACAGCAUUUCCGUGCGCUGCUCUGGUUCGCCGGAAGCGGCUUAGUCAUGCUGGCCACAUGAUCUGAAAGCUGUACGCCGGCUCCCUCGGCCAAUAAAGUGAGAUGAGCACCGCAACCCCAGAGUCGGUCACGACUGGACCUAAUGGUCACGGGUCCCUUUACCCUUUACCUUUUAUGCUAAGAGCUACACCUUAAACCUGGCCCUGUAGCGACCUCUGAAGUGUUUUAUAUUUGCUGUUAGCAACCCUGAGCCCGGUUUUUAAAUCGGGAAGGGCAGGGUAUAAAUAAAAAUAUUAUUAUUGUUGUUGUUAUUAUUAUUAUUAUUAUUAUUAUUAUUAUUAUCAUCUGUCUAACUGACCUGUUGCUUCCGUUGAGCAUGUGCUGCCAAGCAGAAGGGUUAAGGAGGGGUGCAGAAUAUUUGUUUGUUUGUUUUAGAUUUAUAAACAGACCUCCAUUGGAAGAUCUCUGUGUCAUUCACUAGAUGAGGGUGAUGAUGAUGAUGAUGAUGAUAAUAAUUUAUUAUUUAUACCCCACCCAUCUGGCUGGGCUUCCCCAGCCACUCUGGGCUGCUUCCAACAGCAUAUUAAAAUACAAUAAUGCAUCAAACAUUAAAAGCUUCCCUAAACAAGGCUACCUUCAGAUGUCUUCUAAAAUUCUGGUAGUUGUUCUCUUUGACAUCUGGUGGGAGGGCGUUCCACAGGGCGGGUGCCACUACCGAGAAGGCCCUCUGCCUGGUUCCCUGUAACCUCACUUCUCACAGGGAGGGAACCGUCUGAAGGCCCUCAGAGGUGGACCUCAGCGUCUGGGCAGAACGAUGAGGGUGGAGACGCUCCUUCAGGUCUACUGGGCCUUUGAGGCUGUUUAGGGCUUUGAAGAUCAGCACCAACACUUUGAAUUGUGCUCGGAAACGUACUGGGAGCCAGUGUAGGUCUUUCAAGUGUUAUGUGGUCUCAGCCGCCGCUCCCAGUCACCAGUCUAGCUACCGCUAGAUGAAAACACAAAUAGUUAAAACACAAUAGCAUCCGCCUCCUGCAAACACUGUAGAAUAUUAAUCAAUUAAUCAAUAAAUUAAUUUAUAUGGUGCCCUUGAUAGUCUGCAGGGAGGCAGGGCUUAUUCAGGGCUCCCUUCGCAUGCAAGACUUUCCGUUCUCUCUUUUAACAUCUCCAGACGCUCUCUUCCAGGUUGCCGAAGCCGUCGCCACGUUCCUGAUCCGUCACAGGUUUACAGAGCCCAUCGGUGGAUUCCAAUGGUGAGGUUCGUCGGGCAAAAGCAGCCCCAGGCUGGUCUCUUCACUUGCACAAAAGUCGCCCAUGUGGCGCUGUUCCUGCCCUCCUGAAAUACAACGGGGUGGGGGGGGAGUUUCCUGCAAUGCCUGAAAAAAGAAAAUGCAUUAUUAUCACAUCUGACUGAACUCCAAAGUUCACUUAUUAUCUUGCCCAGAUAGCACUGAUCGGAUGGAAAUAGUUGUGCAGGUCAAACUGUUACUGAGCCAGGUGGCUGCUCGGUUUUAGCUGAGCUCACUAUUACAGUGGUACCUCGGGUUACAGACGCUUCAGGUUAAAGACGCUUCAAGUUACAGACUCCGCUAACCCAGAAAUAGUACCUUAGGUUAAGAACUUUGCUUCAGGAUGAGAACCGAAAUUGCGCGGCGGCAGCGGGAGGCUCCAUUAGCUAUAAAGUGGUACCUCAGGUUAAGAACAGUUUCAGGUUAAUAACGGACCUCCGGAACGAAUUAAGUACUUAACCCCAGGUACCACUGUACUGGCUUGUGGAGAUGCUUUGCAUGUAUUUAUGACCAGUUCCGCAAAACUGCUACUUGAAGAAAUCCCAAACUUAAUAUUUUUGAACUUCAAACGGAGCUCAGAAUCCAGUUAGACAAUCAAGCCUUUGCAGUUGAAUUAGGAGGCACUGAGAGACGGCAAUUUGCUGCUUUAAAGCGAGCCGGGGAGGAGGGAAGGAAGGGGAGCCAUUGUGGUGUAGUGGUUAAGAGCAGUUACCUCGUAAUCUGGUGAACCGGGUUCGCUUCCUCGCUCCUCCACAUGCAGCUGCUGGGUGACCUUGGGCUAGUCACACUUCUCUGAAGUCUCUCAGCCCCACUCACCUCACAGAGUGUUUGUUGUGGGGGAAGAAGGGAAAGGAGAAUGUUAGCCACUUUAAGACUCCUUAGGGUAGUGAUAAAGCGGGAUAUCAAAUCCAAACUCUUCUUCUUCUUCCCAAACCUUCCCGGGGCUUCAGGGGAAAGGGGAAGCCGCCAACACCCUGGGAGGGCAGGGCAACGGCGCGCGCCACACUCGGGCGAUUUGGCUCCAAGGACCACACAUUUGCUCCGUAAGACGCACAGACAUUUCCCCUUACAGUGGUAGCGCUGGAUGUGAACGGGAUCCGUUCCGGAGCCCCGUUCUCAUCCUGAAGCGAACGUAAGACACGUCUGGAUGUGCGCGGGUCACGUUUCGCUGCUUCCGCGCAUGCGUGUGACGUCAUUUUGAGAGUCUGCGCGAGCGGCGAAACCCAGAAGUAACACACUCCGUUACUUCUGGGUCGCCGCGGAGCAUAACCCGAAAACAUUUAAGCUGAAGCAUAUUCAUCCCGAGGUAUGACUGUACUUUUUGGGAAGGAAAAGGUGUGUCUUAUGGAGCGAAAAAUACGGUAUACACCUGUUGCUUGUGGGCGACUGGGCGAAACCAGGACGGGCCCGUCUCAUUCUCACAAGUGGGGAGCAAGUAUUACGUGGUGCCUGUGACCCGUUGCUUGAGUGUGCAGGGGCUGGCUGGCUCGGGCUGCUCUGAGUUUACCUCUCUUUCUCUCUUCCUCCACAGUGUUUUUCCUGCUUGUUAAUGCCCCGACGGUCCUCCCGGCACCGACUCCCCUUGUAAAUAAACCUGCACCAGAGGGCUGUGGUGUUUUCUGUCUCCUCCUCGGCCGUCCCUUUCAGUUGCCAACUCGGACCAACUGGCUCCAGGGCCCAGUCCGUGGCCAGACCUUCUGCCGCCGGACCCCCAACCUGGUCCGUCCCCAGAUCGGGGGAGGGGGGCCUCCUUCCCGUCGCCCUGAAGGAAGUAAGCCGGCUCUCUGCGAAAUCACGGGUGGAUGCGAAGGAUUCUCUGCGCAGCCCCUCCUGGAAGUUUUAGGAAAUCCUUGGCCCGGACGGACCCCAUCGAAGCCCCUCUCCCCCUUUGGUUUUUCUUAAGCAUGCAGGAUCCCGUCAUUUCAAAGCUGGGCUCUCCGCUUCGCUCCUCCAGAGCAGGGCUUUCAUUUUUGGGUUGCUUGGGCCAAUCUUCCUCCCACCCUCUUCCUCCUGGCGACUUCUCAGUAGUGCAGGCUGCCAAGAUGCGUAGAAAUCUGAAACGCAUCUCUCCAUCCGUGGCUUGUGGCCUGUCGCCUCCUUGACCGACCUCCUGCGUUUGCGUUCCCCAGCGAACGGGGGCUGCGUUUCGGUUUGGUUAACACACCUGCGUCCGCCAAGGGGAUUCAGGAAAGGAGCUGAAAUGCAGGGGGGUUUUCUGAGGUUUCCCCAAGCCUGAUGUUUGAGAGCCCAGCGUGGCAGGUUCUCCAGAUGUUCCCUGCUGGCCAGUGGCAUUGAAACAGCUGCCAGAAUUGGGCAGUUCAGAUUCACACGGUGCUAUGCAGUCGCGCCAACCAUCAGCAAGCAAGAAGAGGGCAGGGGGCGGUGUCGUUUUAGGAUUACAGAAAUGGAGGCGGGGAGCCAGCCAUUCCUUUGCUUCAGGGCUGCAAACGACGGUUUGGGCAUCCUUCAGCUAAAUUUCAAGGAAGCAACCCCUAGAAUUAAAGCGCCUUUAUGGCCCUUGUCAGUUCUGGCGCUCUGGUGGGGAUAACGUCCUAGAGCCCAGACCUCUGUGUAUCUGAGGAGGUGUUUCCCAUGCGUUCGCACUUCCAAGCCUCGGUUAAGAACAGGAGAGUUGCUCCCCUGAGCAAUAUUUUCAAUACUAGGGGAGAGAGAGAGGAGAAUAUUUGCAUUGGGCUUUGGGGUCUGUGCCUCUUAGCGGCAGAGAUAAAGGCUGUGUCAGGAGCCUUGAUAGUUUUCACUGCGUGCUGCAGUCAAAUCCUUCUCCGCCUUCUCUUGCAAACAAAAAACAAAAAAACAGGUGAAGAGAAGCAACGUGAAAUAUUACACAGCAAGCAAGGAGGAGAGACUUAGGGAAAUAUCCCCAGCCAUCCCCUGGGAACUUCUCUUGCAAACUCCUUGUGCUGCUCCUGUUCUGUUCAGAGGGGUGUUGGCCAGAGACCUUCUUGGUGGAUCGGGCCCAGUCAGGACCAGAAAAUCCAAACCCUUUGCCAGAUUUGGGGGGGGGGGGGGUUGGUUUUGUGCCUAUGUCCCAAGCUGAGUAAGGGAGGCUAUGACUUCUUCCUCAUGCAGGAAAGAUGAGCAAGGCAUGUUGGAAGACGCACCCUGCACAUUGAUGCCCUGAACGUUUUCCGGUUGGAAAAGUUUCUGGAAUUUAAUGCGUAGUCACAGCCCUGCCCAAAAAAAUAAAUCUCUGUUUGAGCAGCCUGCCCUUGCGGUCUCUUGCCUUCUCUGCCACAAUGGCCCUCGCUUCUAAGAUGGGAGCCCCCCAUUCUGCUCCAUGGACUGGAGGAAAAAAACCCCAAACUCGCACGGUUGUUGCCCCAUCUCCGGAAAUGGCGCCCAGACCCCGAGCACCACCUGGAAUGGGGAGCCAGGAGAGGAGGAACCCUCCCAGUGCAGUUUCCAAGUUUCCACCAACACUUCCCGGUCGCCUUUGUUUUCCCCCCUGCUUAGGUCUGGCAGUGGUACCCAAGGAUGCUCUCGUCUUACUGGGGAGCAGCCCAAAAUUAAGGGGCCGCCUCUGGAAGUCGGACGGGCGAACCUGACCCAGCUGCGUCCCUUGUUUUGGCAGGGAGGGCUCUAUUUUUUUCCCCUUUCAAAUUUUUCUGGGGGUAUUCCCUUCCUUCCCUUGGAUAAUCACUCACUCAGAUGUUUAGGAUGCCGGUGCUUCCAUUGGCUGGGGCGGGGUCUCCUGUCUUCCCCCUCUUCUCCUGGCUUUUGAAUGAGCUGCCUUGGAAAGAGGUUGCCCAUCUGCCUGCGCAUUCAAUGCCAAUUUUUGCCAAUUUGGUGGUUUUCUUUGAACCAGUUUGAAAAACGAUCUCCCAUGGCGUAUGCAGCAUAUAUCACAAAACUCAACGCAGAGUCGCCAGGUGACGGUCCCCCUUCGGUUAGGUACUCUGUCUGUGGGUCACUUGCUACAUUCGGGGGCUGGGAAGCGUCCCUAGAUUCUCCCGCACCCCCACCCCCGCCACGAACACUCCUUCCCACCCCAAACUCUGAACCUUCAGCAUAAUUUUCUUCCCCUUUUCUGGGGAGGGAGGCAAACCGAAUCUGGUUCAACAAAGACUAGAGUCCUCGUUUAGCCUUGCCCCCUUUAAAUAACACAUACUGUACUGUUGGCAAUUUUUUCUGUGGGGGGUGUGAGAUUUUUUUUUGUCAACUCCCUGCUGAUGAUGACGACCACCCUUGUUUUAUGAAAAUAAAUAUUUCGCUACCUGCCGUGGUGCGGAUUUGUGUGUGUGUG
This is a messenger RNA of Podarcis lilfordi (Lilford's wall lizard), 35344 nucleotides long. Lineage: Eukaryota; Metazoa; Chordata; Lepidosauria; Squamata; Lacertidae. The record is from the annotation of a GenBank genome assembly.